CGCAGUGAUGCUGGCGUGAUUCCGGAUUUGCCGACGGCGCGAUCUCGAAACGACGACCUGCAGUCGAAUGCGAGGACUAUCGGACCACUCGGGAAAUCACAGACCCGAUGGAUGUCCUCUGUUCACGCAACGACGCAUGUCGGCGAUGAUCGUUGAUGGACAAGCCCGCGCCGAACACACGUUCAGCAAAAGACGCCGUGACGAGGAAAGGGAAGAGCGAGUUCAAACGAAGUCCUGCAAAAUACCGCAGGAAGCUCAAGGUUCGACAAUGGCGCCAAAAGAGCGGCAACAGUCUGCAACCACUGCGCGGACUGCAACCAACAUACACUUUGGACCGACCUACAGAUGGCGGUCUUUCACGACACACACACGACGACGACAUUUUCUUGGUUCGGCAUUGGGGAAUGGAAAGGCAUGGGCACAGGAUCGGGCAACUUGGGUCUUCUUUGUUGUACAUACUCGGCGGCAUUGGGUGAGGCAAAACGGUUCCUGGUGUUGAGCUUGAUGCCGAUGAGGAUUGCGUGGGAAUGGGUUCUGGUGCGCGAACGGGAUCAUUGGACAUGAGGAGUGGGUGUGCGAUAGCCGGAGGAGAUGGGCUGGAUGGCAGAGUUGGUCUGCUG
Molecule: messenger RNA, 620 nt
Organism: Zymoseptoria tritici IPO323
Lineage: Eukaryota; Fungi; Ascomycota; Dothideomycetes; Mycosphaerellales; Mycosphaerellaceae
Exons: 1
Coding region: 68-499 (143 amino acids)
Source: RefSeq, a predicted model, not a curated record